CGCUCCGGCUUUGCUCCGUUUUGUCCUCGUGCUCGCCAGCGGAGCACCUGCCGCGAGCUCGACUGGCGCGGGGCGCCCCUCGCACGCAGCGGCUCCCUGAGAUUUCAAGCGCGCGCGAUCACACGCCGUUUUGAGGCGGUUACGGCAGCACUGCGCCCGAGGAUGGCGUCGUCGUCCUAUUUCGACGAGCAGGAGCCGAGUGAACCCUUCCACUGCACGAUCUGCAUGACCGAGCUCCCGCGCUGGCCCGCCGACGCGUGCAUUUUGCAGCCCUGCGGCCACCACUUCCAUUUAGAAUGUGCGACGCGCUGGAUGGACCGCGAGUCGUCGUGCCCGAACUGUAAACGGGAAGUGACGACCAUCGCGAAGAGUGGAAGGUCUAAGAGGAGGCGGUCGGAGAUUGCCGUCGAGCCGAAGAGGCAGUCCGUCGCCGAGCAGGACCUGGAGCUGCCCGACGCGGAGACGCAGCUCGAUUCGAUGCCGUCGGAAGGGUACCAGCGGGACGGUUUUGUGGUCGGCGACGAUGAUAUUGAGUUCUACUCGUCGGAGGAGGAGCGGGCGCGCGUGGUACGACCUAGAAGAGGCCGCGCGGCGGCGGCGCGGGCCAACGCGUUAAUAGAGGAGGAGCAGAUGAGAGCCGAGGCGUUGCUGCGGCGGUCGGGCCGGCUCGGGCGGCUCCGGCGCCACGCGCAGGCUGAUUCGCAGCCGCCCAGCGACUCCAGUAGUGAUGAUGAGGCGGAGAUCGCGGUGCCGCUGCCUCCCUUAUCACGCGGGCGGCUGCGGCGGAACAUUCAGCCCGAGUCGCAGUCGCAGGAGCCGGCGGCGCCCGAAUCGUCGCCGGACGACGACGACUGGGACGAGUCGCAGGGCGAGGCUGAGGCGCCGCCGCAGUCGCAGUCGCAGGAGGAGUCGUGGGACGAGGAGGAGGACGAGGCCGCGGCGUCGCCGGCGCCGCGGUCGCCGUCGCCCGAGCCGUCGCCCGAGCCGUCGCCGUCACCGCCGCCGCGACGACGCCGCCGCGCCAACAACAACGCGCCAGCGCCGUCGCCGCCGACGCAACCCGCGCCUGUCGACGAGGAGUCGCCGACGCCGUGGAUGCGUGUGCGCCGGCCGCCGCGACCACGACGCGCCGUCACGCAGUCGCAGACCCCGGCCUCACCUGCGUCGCCGAAGCCACGGUUCGGGCAGUACGUCUAUGUGCCGAGUCCGGAGGUUUAGUAGUAAUACCGUCAUGUAGUGCCGAAGCCUCGGUUCGGGCAGUACGUCUAUGUGCCGCGUCCGGAGAGGUUUGCUAGUGUCUUACAACGCUAGUUAUCUGGCUUAGUCGGCCCAACCUGAAAUCGCACGCUCCGAGUCGCACAGCUACUUCAGAACUCGCCACGACCGCCCAGUGUACCCUCAGACCGCACUGACCGGAAGUCGUAAUGGCGCGACGCGAAUAUUCCGCCGGUUUAACGCUCUCUGCAGCGCCGGGCCGAAAGAUGGCACUCGCGGCGACAGCGCGUCCCCGCGAGAGCUGGCCGCCAGCGCGGUCGUCGGCGCGGCCUCGGGGCGGCGCUCGCGCUAACUAUCGCGCGUGAAAGGCGCAUCGCGGGGAUUCGCUCGAGUCGACGUUCGCCGCACAGGCACUCACCACACUUGAGCUCACCGUAGAGCUCCUCAUUCCCACGCUCACCACCACCAUCACCACCACCACAACAACAAUGUCUCCUUCCAAGCUCCUCAUUGCCCUCCUCGCCACUACGACAACGGCCUACCAAGCGGGACCUGGCGCCGUCUUAAAUUACUUUCCUGUCCGCCGCUCCGCGGAGCCCCUGCCGCCCGGCGUCGUCGCACCGCCCAAGGCCCUCCGCGGCCAAGCUCCGCGCAAGCUCAUGCAGGCGACGUCCAGCCCGGGACUCCUCGGCGAGCACGACAUGGAGUGCACCGACGCGGGAACGUACGCGUCGAUUGUGUGUCAUUACUGCAUCGACGUGCCCAAAUUAGUCUGCGAGUCGAUCUGCGCGUCGGGCCUCGACCAGACACCUUCCAACUGCAACUGGUCGCCCUGGUGGGCCUGGCACGGCAUCUCGGGGGGCGGCGAGGGCUGGUGCUGCGGCGGCUACUGA
Molecule: messenger RNA, 2108 nt
Organism: Pelagomonas calceolata
Lineage: Eukaryota; Pelagophyceae; Pelagomonadales; Pelagomonadaceae
Source: the annotation of a GenBank genome assembly